This is a messenger RNA of Perognathus longimembris pacificus (Pacific pocket mouse), 324 nucleotides long. It is a transcript of the gene Fam25a, whose product is annotated as family with sequence similarity 25 member A. The transcript is spliced from 3 exons. Lineage: Eukaryota; Metazoa; Chordata; Mammalia; Rodentia; Heteromyidae. The coding region runs from base 14 to 283 and encodes 89 amino acids. The record is from RefSeq and is a predicted model, not a curated record.
CUGCUAUUGAACAAUGUUUGGAGGUUUGGGGAAGCUGGCAGCCGAGGGCCUGGCUCACCGCACUGAGAAGGCCACUGAGGGAGCCGUUCAUGCUGUGGAGGAAGUGGUAAAGGAGGUGGUGGACCAUGCCAAGGAGGCUGGAGAGAAAGCCAUUGCUGAAGCCUUAAAGAAAGCCCAAGAGUCAGGGGAGAAAGUGGUGAAGGAAGUCACUGAGAAAUUGACCCACACUGUCACCGAUGCCGUCACCCAUACAGCAGAAGGUCUGAGCAGACUGGGACAGUGAACCCCUGCCAUUGGGGUUAACCUACCCCAAAUGUCAAUAAA